Messenger RNA from Scaptodrosophila lebanonensis, 9444 nucleotides. It is a transcript of the gene Nuak1, whose product is annotated as serine/threonine-protein kinase par-1. The transcript has 15 exons. The record is from RefSeq and is a predicted model, not a curated record. Gene Ontology annotation, molecular function: protein serine/threonine kinase activity; structural molecule activity; ATP binding. Gene Ontology annotation, biological process: microtubule cytoskeleton organization; protein phosphorylation; intracellular signal transduction. The coding region runs from base 777 to 8678 and encodes 2633 amino acids. Gene Ontology annotation, cellular component: cytoplasm. NCBI's taxonomy places the organism in Eukaryota, Metazoa, Arthropoda, Insecta, Diptera, Drosophilidae.
UAAGGUCGUGUUUGUGAUUUGCGGCGCAUAAAAGUAAUUUAAAAUAUUUGUGAAUAAUACUAUCAAAUGGUUUAGAUCAACCAAAACGCCGACAACUACGCCUGCAGCGAGCUGCAGUAUUUGUGUGUGUGUUGCUGUAAGACCGCGGCGCCGUUGACCGUCACCUAGCGGCUAAAGUGCGCUUUGUUGUUGAUGUUUCUUUAUUAUUUACGUAAAGUUAAUUUAUCAAAUUUGGUAACAUAAUUUCCAUUCAGCAACAAAUGUGCAAUCGCACACAAAUGAAAAAUUAUUACCAAGUGUCAAAAAAAAUUGCCGUCAAAUAUUAGUAGCUGCCGCCGCUGUCGCCGUGCUGUCAACGCUAACGUCAACAGCGCAGUUAGUCGUUACUUAUUAGUUAUUUAUUUACAUAUUUAGUGUUAAACGUACAACAUAUGUACAUGCGUAUAUUCAUAUUCAUUUAUAUUUUGUAAAUACGCCGCGUUAAGUGCAUUAAACAAUUGUUUAUGAUUAUUUGUGAGCCAAUCAAUUGCUGAGUUGUGUUUUCGUGCCAAGCAAAGCCUCCUUGAUGGCAGGAUAUUAAAAAAAUGGAAACAUUUGGCGGCGGCGUUUGGUUGAAUGAACAGCAAAACGACGGCACCUAAAAACAACAACAAAAGCAGCACCAGCAACAACAAACAACCCAGUCAGUCGUAGUAGCAGCAACAGAAGUAAUUUGCGCUGCGCAUAGCACCACUUAGGAAAAUAGAAGCAGCAACAAUACCAAAACAGCCACAACCAUGGUGAUAAGUAAACCUGAAACGAUUGUGACGGCGGCUACUGGCACACAAAAUGUUGCAAAUACCAAUACCGGCAUCGAUGAUGGGCCUAAUAGCAUGGCGCAUCCGUCGGGCAUACCACAGGAUCAAAUAGACAAUAUAAUGAGCAGCAUUGGCAACACAGGCGAUGUCAAAAUGAAUAACCAUCGCAAGAAGCUGCGGCAAAGGUUCGAUAUUAUUAAGAAAUUAGGUCAAGGCACUUAUGGCAAAGUGCAAUUAGGUAUUAAUAAGGAAACGGGUCAGGAAGUGGCCAUCAAAACUAUUAAGAAAUGUAAAAUUGAGGCGGAAGCGGAUCUGGUGCGCAUACGUCGCGAGGUGCAAAUCAUGAGCUCGGUGCAGCAUCCCAACAUUAUUCACAUAUAUGAAGUAUUCGAGAAUCGCGAGAAAAUGGUGCUAGUCAUGGAGUUUGCCGCUGGCGGUGAACUUUACGACUACCUGUCCGAACGGAAGGUGCUCAGCGAAGAGGAGGCGCGUCGUAUUUUUCGGCAAGUAGCAACAGCUGUCUACUAUUGUCAUAAACACAAGAUUUGCCAUCGUGAUUUAAAACUGGAGAACAUAUUACUGGAUGAGAAGGGAAAUGCAAAGAUAGCGGAUUUUGGCCUUUCCAACGUAUUCGAUGAUCAACGAUUACUGGGAACCUUCUGCGGCUCACCCCUUUAUGCCUCACCCGAAAUUGUUGAGGGCACGCCCUACCAGGGUCCCGAGGUAGACUGCUGGUCGCUCGGGGUGUUGCUCUACACUCUAGUCUACGGGUCCAUGCCCUUCGAUGGCUCCAACUUCAAAAGACUGGUGAAACAAAUUAGCCAAGGUGACUACUAUGAGCCGCGUAAACCAUCUCGCGCCUCUACACUCAUACGGGACAUGCUGACGGUGUGUCCACGCAAGCGCGCCAGUAUCGAGCAGAUCUGUUCCCAUUGGUGGGUCAAUGAGAACGAUAAUGUAUCUUGUCUGGACUUGGCCGAGGACUUGGCGAAUCAGACGCCCGUCCGUCUGGAUGUCUUGCUGUCGCUGACGCCGACGACUAUAACAGCGGACCAACUAGUCGUUCCAUCAGCAGAUGGAGCUGCGGCAGCCGCAGCCAAGGCGGGCAACGAGCGUGUGGCACGUAGUCAUUCGGUGGGCUCAAUACGUGAUAUGGGUGCGCCAAAUACGGAGGCGGAACGACGCAUUCUGGACAUGGUUGCUGCUGGUGGUGAAGCUGCGCUCAUGCCAUCGCCCACACGAACCAUCACGCCUUCACAGAGUCCUGUGCAAACGAAGCGUAAACUCCAGCCCACGGUAUCCACAGAAAAUGCUGCAGGUAUUACGGCCAAGAAAAAAGAUAAACUUGCGAACAACUCGUUCGUAGUCAGUGAAACCACCGCACCACUCACCGAGGAAGCUCCAAUGGAAACAGAAGGUGCCAUUGUCGAGGAACCACCUCAAACUCCGGCAUCAAAACUGGCACCCAAUUUCUCACAAAAGGAUAUGCAAAACGUAGGUGAUCUUUGCGAGCAGCUAAUGCAAAAUAAUGGCGAAGCAGCGCCAGCCGCAGCACCCCCCACUACCAUUGCCAACACCGUGUCACGUCAGCCGACACGCGGCAAACUAGACGCUGUGGCAGAAACGCCCGAGGAGAAGGAUGCAUCCAAGGUGAUCAAGAAAUUCGUAGACAAGCAUAAAACCGCUGAUCUGGUCAAUGCCAUUGCGGCGAACAAUGAAAGCAUCGCUCCCACUGCACAGCCAGCGGCCAACAAAUCAACGCCUCCACCAUCCACUAAUGCCAACACGACCAUGCCCUCCGCUGCUGCACCGCCAUUUGUUCGCAAGUGCAGUCUGCAGGACGAGUCGACGCUCAACAAAUUUAACUCGGAGCGACGAAAAUCCCGCAUUCUCGAGACAGCUGAGAAAUUUCAAAAAAUGGGGCCCAGCCCAGGUAUCACAGCCCCAACCGUCGGAGACAAGCCCAAAAAGCUUAGCAUACCCGGCGUCAGUGUGGGCAGCUUUAAGAAAGAAUUCGAGCGUAAAGCAACCAAUCCAACACCUGUUACUGGUCCCACACCUGGUGAGCGGCGUGCCCAGGAACAAGUUGCCGCAGCAGCAGCCGCUGCCCAAGAGGCUGAAGCUUUGGCCACACCUCCAUCUUCGCCAGGAGCCGAGCCGAUUACAACACCUGCGCUCGAGGGCAGCGACUCAAAGAAUUCGGUAGCCUCAGCCACGCUAGAGGAUGCAAGACGCUCCAUGGAGAACUCAAUAGCACUACUCCGACAAGCACAAAACGAGUCCAACAAAGAGCUAGACCAGCUGUGCGCCCAGACCGAAACCAUCGGAGUUAGUGAGCCCACAGAGGCAGAACGCGAGCGUAAGUUGAAGAAUGCACGCGCCAUCAUUGGAAACGCCAUACAGCCGGCCUCACCUGGCGGUGAUCCCAACGCAGGCGCCGUCAAAACCUCUACUGCCUCCAUUACGCUCAAAUCGGCGACGUUGCCGCGCCGCAAAAUCAAUGCCAAAUCCGAAGUGCAACUCGACAUCAAGCCGCGAAUUGUGGAGCAGCCAGCCAUGCGUUUCACCACAGAAAUGCAGCACCCAGUUCCUGAUCUACGCAGCGCACCACCACGCGAGGGUCCCAUACCAUUCAGCCCCAUUAAGACAUCGGUGCAAGCACGCGCUACGAGUCUCGAGCCAUGCAAGGAGCACAUCGUACCCAUUCAGCGCCCUCCACACGCAUACACACGCACUGGUUCCAAUACGACCACACGUUCCGGCUCGCUGUCACGUCAAUCCACCGUUGAAUCCGAGUCGGAUACCACCACAGCCACCGCCACAAAUCUUUCACAGUCGACUGUAACAGGCGGCCCCUCUCAGCCCAUCAAGAAGAGUCCACGUGAAUUCAUUAUACCCAUUGCGGUGGAGGGAGGUGGUUUCAUAACGCCACGUGAACGCAGCAUUGAGCCAUCCGAGUCCAGUCACACCACCGCUUCGAGUCGUUCAACGUUCAGCCGCCUGCGUCCGUCGCGUCGCAUUGGCUCCUUGUUCAGCGAGCCCGGCUUCGAUGAGAGUUCGCCAUUCCAAAAGAUGCGCACCGGUUCAAUUACACGUGAGGGCGGCGAAGAUGAUGCUCGCUUUACUCCACAUAGACUAAGGAGCUCCAGACCUGUCAAGAAAAUUAGUCAAGACAACGAUUCACAAAGCUCCGGCGAGGAGGAUGACGACGAUGAUGAUGGCUUUGAGAUACUCACGGCAGAGAAUCUAUUUUCAACGCUCCUGCAGCGCGUACGCGCUCUAACAAACCGCCUCAACGUUAACAGUGACAUAACGGCCGGCUUUCCCAGUCAUUCUAGUCGCCUGCUCACGGACAUAUCGCGGCAGGCACAGAGCAGUCCCUUUUGGAGUCAAGGCAGUCCCUUUGGCAGAUCUCAAGUUAGUUACACUUAUAGCGAAACGGUUGAAAAAAAGCAAGUUCGCCUCAACAGUGGCAGCAACAGCGCCGGCCUAGGCGCUCCUUGGCGCCAUAGUUUGUCGCGCGAUCUGGGAAACGAUAUGGAAUCAAUGUUCUCACGCACAGGCGCCACGCUGCCAAGAGGGCACAGCAAAAGCACGAGCAAGGCAAGCGGAGCUAACACUGCCAACUUGGAGACCCCGGAUAAUGGGAAGAGCACAACGCCAGCUAACACUGCCAGCGGCGAGGAGCCGCUUGAUUUGGCCGACUUGGACUUGUCGCGCUUGCGGCUCAGUAAAAAAGAUCUCGAAACAUUGUCUAGCAUAACACCAGGACUUCCCAAAUGCUUUCAGGAGCAGCUGCUCGCCAAAUUACCGCCCACGCAAGCCCGCAAAUUGUCGCGCACGCUCAGCGUCCAAGCCAGUGUGCCUCCAGCACCUUCCGUGAAGGUGUACAAACGCAGCCAGAGCAGUGGUCGCGGUUAUUUGCCCGAAGCCUCAAACUAUGACUCCGUGCCAACGGAGGAGGCCAAGCCAAAGCCCCUCACAGAUGCCCCCAAGACAACAGCAGCAAGCACGGCCAUUUAUCGACGCAGUCUUAGUCGCACAAGGUAUGAUUAUGAUGGUGCUAGUGCUGCUGCUAAUGCUGUGGCAUCGGCCAUUCCCACACCCACCAGCGCAGAUACGAACAAAAGUCGUAGUAGUAGUGUCUGCCGUGAUGAUUUUGCCAAAUCUUCGCUGUGUAACAGCAGCUACACCAGCGAUAUCAAUGACAAAUAUAAAUACUAUUCGCCCUACUUGAGCAAAUCGGGAAAAACUGGCCGAGAUGGACUUGCUUCGGAGACGACGGUCUCGCAAAAACGUUAUAGCGCUGCGUUAGGACGUCCACCGAGCGGUUGCCUAUCACCACCGCCGACAUCUACUACGAUGGCGACUCCGUCGCUGGCCGAUGGCACCAGCUCGUUGCGUAGACGUUCCUCGCAGCGCCGAAUUUCACGCUUUCUGCGACCCGACUUCUUCGACGAGCCGGCAGCAUCUUCAGCUAAUGAUGAGAAUGGCUAUCAACGUGAGCGGCGACAGCGAGAGCGUGAGACUCAAAGCGUAUUGCGCGAGAUACGCGAGAAGUCUAGCGACCGUUUGAGUGGAGCCGAUUACGAUUCGGAGCUCCGACGACGCAAACAUAGUUUGCCAAACGUUGACGCUGAGGACAGCAAGCCAACACGACAUGCACGCAACAAGAGCAUGGAAAUGUACAGCAAUGUGCCAGAGCAGCCAAUAUCAUCCCAAGAAGCGAACAACACUAAGUUGCAGCAACGGCGCAGUUUGUCGCGGCCACGUGAGCUCGAAACUGAGCUGGACAAGCGUGAACUAGCGGAUAAAAUACUGCAAGAAUUGCAGCUACUUUCUGCAGUACGCACGCAGCACGAGAAGCGACUGUCUACGGAAGUGGCGCCAAACCAGGAACCCAUAAAUGACAAGACUGAAGAAAGCUACAGCAGCGAACAAACCUCAACCAUCAAGAAGGUUAAAAAUGUGAAACCUAAAGAAAAAUUCCUAGAGCCAACUGCAGAUAUCGAAACAAAAUCAAUGACCACGUCAACAACGACGACACUUGUACGGAAAGUCAAAAAAGUGUCAAAGAAAGCGGAUGCCAGCAAAACGCCUACGACUGAAGCAACUCCAGUAUUGCCUGAAGGUAGCGACUGCUUGCCACAGUCUGUGGCGAAGGAGACUAAGUUGAAGAGACCUAAAUCCUAUCCCAUGAAGGACUUAGGAUUAAGUCUUAAAAGCGGAGAAUCGCCUGACUGUACAACUACGCCUCUUCCCAGCAAGAAGCCAAGCAAAAUGCAGGAGACGCCAAUGGACCUGAAUUCUUCAGGGACCCAACGGGAGAGCCGUCUCAUACGCCCAAAAAGCUAUCCAGCCACCACCAAGCUAACCACACCCAAGGAACUGAAAAAGGUCACACGCAGCGGUGUUGCCAUACCUAGUAUAGCGGAGGAUCCGUCAACCACGCCCACUUCGAAAUCAGGUAGCACAUCGCGUCAAUCGACAUCCGAGGAGAAAUCUCUAUCGGCCACUCCCACUGCCCUCACUGAAAAGGACGCUACCUCUACCACCUCCAGCGAGUCGCGCCCGACCACAAUCAAGAAAAUUAUUAAAGUAUCAAAGAAAUCGAAAUUAGUUCCGCCUACCCCAAUCACGCCCACAACGCCAACCACAGCAAGCAGUAAUACGCCCGUAGACAGCUCCAAGGAAUCCAGCCCAAUAAUAAAGGCGAAGGAAAAAUCGCCCGAGAAGAAAACCAGCAAAGGUUUACUCUACGCCAUUGGCCAGAAAUUCGAAAAGUUGCGUGACUCAGCUAUGAGCAAGGACAAGAAGGCAGCACAAGCCUUGGCUACCACACCGAGUACUCCAAACGGAGCGCUGGCCUGCACUCUGAAACAAAGCUCGCCGGAGCAGACAUCCCCGGAACGUGUUAUUAAAGAGAAAACAUCGAUAUUGCGCAAGAAAAAAUCGCUGGAGUCGGAGAAAAUAGUUGAAUUAGAGAACUCUCAGGGACGCUCAGACAAGCGUUCACGCUUUGACACAAUGUUGCGUUCCUUACGCGAACGUUCCGUGCCGCGGGCGCAGUCCACGGACAAGGAGAAGAUUGAAAAUGCCGUGAAACGUGCUGCCAGUGUCGAAGACUUACAGGCGGCCAAGCACGGAGGGGGUGCCGUUAACAAAAUGCUUGGUGGGCUCUUUAGACGCUUCGAUCGCGAAAGCAGCGAACAAAGACGUGUGCGCAGUACGCGUUCCACCAGCAACAUUGAACGACAGUUGCGCGAGGAAACGCCAACAUCGCCCAUUUAUCAGAACGCAGCCGCCGUUAAAGCUGCGGCAGCAGUAGCAGCAAACAAGCCAAGCCAGUCAGCCGAAGAGAAUUGCAAUUGCGAGACAGCCUGCCCGGACUGCAUACAAAAUCAAAGCGUGCCCAAGCAGGCUAAGGAGCAGACCAGCUCACAAAGCAAUAAGGAGAAGCGUAAGGGACUCAUGCUUGAUCUGACCAAGCUUGACCGUCUAGAUAAUCCGAGCAGUAGCAUGGCAUCUGGGGCUGGCGCUGCGGCCGUUAGCAGCACCAGCAGUAGUACCUAUCGCGGAUCCAAAACGAAUCCUGCUCUGAUCAACGGAAAUGGCCUGUAUUCGAAUCUGCCGCCUUAUCCAGGUGCCGUCAAAAGCUCGUCUAACAAUAGUUCCAGUCAACAGUCGAUGGACAAUGUCACCAACAAUAACUCAAUUAACACCACCAACAACAACUCGGUUUCUUUGCAAACUUCCCAAACAUCUGGCUACCGCACAUCGUCGGCGCAUGAGAUCAAUCGUAACAAUCUGCUAACACCCUCCUUCGAGAACAUUGCCAAUUAUUCAUCGGACUCGCGAAGCUAUCAGGAUGACUGCGCCUCCACUUCCACCUUCCUAUCGCCCACUGAGGAGCCAGAACUGUACUUCGACAACUGGUCUAUUUGCUCCGAGGACAACUACAUGCUGCAUGCCACGCCUUCGCCCACUGUGUCGCGUCUGUCUCGCGCCUCACAACUCUCCUCCCCCACACGCUGUUCGGAGAGCUCUGACCCCAACGAGAGCGUUAUCGAUCGCAUUAAACGACGGAGUUUCUACAGCCGUUUCAAUGAGCAGAAGCCACGUCGGACAAGCAGCAUAGUUGGUCCAUCGGCAGUGCGGGAUUACUAUCGUGAGCAGAAAGCGGCGGUCAAAGCACGCUCCAGCCACAAACUGCACGGAGAUUCGAUCGAAGCACGUGCACCCUCGCCGGACAUAACACAGCAGUUCUUCCGGCCCCUGAAGCUCAGUCCUGUGGGCACUGAACUCAAACCACCCGCCUACCGUUCGGCCCUGGACUACUCCGCCUCUUCUGUGUCCAGCAAGCCGCUCAAGAGUCUCAACGACAUACGCACAAAUACAUCGCCAUCGUUUCUGAGCAAACGUUACGGUAGUUCCAGCAUGGACGCCCAUGACUACACAGUACCCAUGCGCUACAAGAGCUCGUCUAGCUCGAGUCCUAGCAACGGCGCCAUUGGUGGUGCCCAUCACCACAACACCAACAGCGGCGGCAGCAGUAGCAGCUAUUAUAAUACCUACAAUCCCAAAAGGCGGUCCUCUUAUACGCUGAAUGGCACACUGCCAACAGGCAGUGGCGGGGCAUCUGGCAGCUCCCAUCAUCAUAUUGAUGGCUACGCCACGUUGGGACGACGUUCCAUACGACCGUACGAUCACCGCACGAUGUCCCUACUCGAACCACCCACGACCAGCAGCAGCGGGGCCAGUAGUAGCGCCUACCAUCGACGGGAAGCCCGUACACCGGUGCGGGACUACACUUCCAGCAUUUCACGUUCCGGUUCGCGCUAUCGCACAUCGUCGGCCACUCGUAGUCCCACAAACAUUUGAUGUACAACACCGCAGAAUGGUUUCUGUAUCUUCUGCUAUUAUACAAAACGCAAAAAACCGCAUGCCCCGGCUCUGACCACAACCCCAGCACCUCCGAAUACAUGCACCUCAGCGACGACUGCCUCUUCAUCAGCCUCGGCUGCCUCAUCACGCGCCAGCAGCAGCGGUGGCAGCAAGAAGUUGCAGCAAUGUUCACAAUCGCAGCCCCACAACAAGUUUUAGGCAACUCAUUACUGAUUAUUGAUUGCCAAUAAAUAAUCAAACGAUUCGAACGCUCAUAGUACUCUAAAGUAGGCAAAACAACUGCCAGACAAAAAGUUGAACUGCAUGUUAGUGUUAGUGAGUUAGUUAUAAAUGAUUUUUUAUAUUUUUAUAUAGACAACGUUAAAGUUGGGCGCCCCGUUGUGGGGGCCUGUAGUGGUAGUUUCACACAUGCACACACACACACACAUACACACUUGUAUUUAAGGAGUGUGAUCUUUGAACUCUUCAUCGAAACUUGUGUUUCUUUAAAUUUCUCACUGCCUUCAGAUGAACAAACAUCUUUCUAGCCUUAUCAAUCAUAUUCAAGCAGGAAAAGGAAACGGUCGAUAUUUUCAAUCACAAAACAUACAUACAUCCUCCAAUAGAUAUAAACAUAUAUAUAUAUAUAUGUGCGUGUGUGUGGUGCAUCUGUUUGUAGCUGCGUUUCAGAAGAACAAUAUGUAAUACGAUUUUCAAAUAAUAAUUGUGCCUUGGUUCCUUUGGCGGUUUUAGAUUUAGCCUU